Molecule: messenger RNA, 1506 nt
Organism: Portunus trituberculatus (swimming crab)
Lineage: Eukaryota; Metazoa; Arthropoda; Malacostraca; Decapoda; Portunidae
Product: phenoloxidase-activating factor 2-like
Exons: 9
Coding region: 126-1250 (374 amino acids)
Biological process (GO): proteolysis
Molecular function (GO): serine-type endopeptidase activity
Source: RefSeq, a predicted model, not a curated record
CCGCCUGGAUAAAAGUAAGGCCACUCUUCCAGCACCACCAGUCCUGUGUAUCCUCUGCCUUGGCGCCGUGUGGGAGUACCUACGUGUGCCGAGUAACCACCGACACACGCACCAGCAGUAGCAUCAUGAGGGCGUGGGUGUGCGUGGCCGCGUGCGUGGUGGCGGCGGUGGGCGUGGCUGGCCAGGGUACCAGGCUUGGACUGGUGGCUGACCAACUAGGCGUGAAUCCCGUGCCUGGGGGUAAUCCCAAUUUGGGCAACAUUGGAGUGGUGCCGCGCGAGGACCUGGACUGUCAGUGCAUUCCCGUCAACCAGGAGUGUCCCUUUGACCUGCAGGGACAACCCACUGGCAUCGUGACGCGUAUCGCUAACACUAGGCCGCUGAUAGACGGCCAGUGCGAGGUGAACACGAUCCGCUGCUGCAGACUGAGGGAUGUCACUGACCCUGGACCCGGCGUCCCCUUCCCUGGAAAAUGUGGAGGAAGACAACGGGUUCCAAACUACCUCCAACCAAUUCCUCCACAGGCUGACUUCGGCGAGUACCCGUGGAUGACCGUGGUGCUGAACGCUUCAAACAAUGGAUAUCUGGGAGGUGGAGUGCUGAUUAAUAACCAGUGGGUGCUGACCGCCGCUCAUAAGAUUACCACCAGAAAUAUUCAAGUCCGUCUGGGAGACUACGACCUGAAGCAGCCAGUAGACAACCCUCAAUUCCCCCACCUGGAUGUCGGCGUCAGGAAUAUCAUCAUUCAUCCCAACUUCAACAGCAAAUCUUUGGUGAACGACGUGGCGCUGCUGGAGCUGGAUAGACCCGUCAACACCAACCAGUACCCGCACAUCGGUCUCGCCUGCCUGCCAAACCAAGGCCAGACGUUCGAGGGACAAAACCGGUGCUUCGUGUCAGGAUGGGGAAAAGACAACUUCGAAAGUGGCCGAUUCCAAAGCAUCCUGAAGGAGGUGGACGUCCCCAUUGUGGAGCGAUUCACCUGCCAGAGUCGCCUGAGAAGGACACGACUAGGAGAAGAUUUCGUGUUGGAUAGCAACUCUUUCCUGUGUGCCGGUGGCAUUGAGGGCAAGGACGCCUGCUCGGGAGACGGAGGUUCCCCGCUGGUGUGCCCAACGAACAACGGCUACACGGUGGUGGGUCUGGUGGCGUGGGGCAUUGGCUGCGCCCAGGGAGACGUGCCGGGUGUCUAUGUCAACGUUGCCAACUUCGUAAACUUCAUCGAGCGUUACACCGGACCACUUCACUGAUGCGCCACAACAUGCACCAUUUCCACCCUGCCUUCCUCCCCACAUUGCAUCACAUGACACGAGAGAGUCACGAGCUUUUCAGAUGCAGAGGAUCGUCUGUGUCGGAUCCUAUCCAACACACACUGUGAGCUGAACCCAGGGACGCCGCAAAGCAAACCAGGAUCCACAGACUGUCUCUCUGUGCAGCCCUGGACCGCUGAACUGUUUACUCUGAUAUUUAAUAUUUUUGUUAUGCUGAAUAAAUUAAUAAAUCGGU